AUGCCCUUUGUCGUGAUCACGGGACUGUCAUGUCUGCUCCGGUUCUACUCGCGUCUCUACAUCUCCAAGUCCUUUGGAAUGGAUGACUGGUUUAUGGUCGCUGCGUCUAUCGCAUGGCUCGUCACGCAAGGCAUCCUGGGACAGAUGAUCGUCGAUGGGGGAGGAAAACUAUAUGGUGUUCCACAAGAAAACAUCGCGAAAAUCACCUUGUUACUCUUCAUCAUCGAAUUCGUUUACAUCCUGUGCCAGUGGCUGAUCAAGAUGUCGUUCUUGACCUUCUAUCUCCGCGUCUUGAGCAGCACCCCCUUGUACCGGACGAUGGUGUUUGCCGUCAUGGCCUUCACCACCUGCCAGACCGUUGCAGUCUGGUUAUUCUACGGGCUGCAGUGUAUCCCCUUGGGUGCCUUCUUCAACCCCAGCGCGUACCCUAAUGCGAAAUGCAUCCCGACCCCAAUCACAUUGUACAUUCCCGCGAGUCUUAACGUCCUGACGGACCUGUUGAUCUAUAUCCUCCCUAUCUAUCCUCUGUGGGUUCUCCACACGACCGUCAGGCGUCGGAUCGGCUUAAUGUUCUGCUUCACCCUCGGCGGGAGUACCAUCGUGGUGUCUCUACUCCGGUUCAUCGUGCUCGUGCAACUCGGCAGCGGCUCGCGCACAACCUACGUCUACGGAUCGGUCGACAUCGUGACGACGAUGGAGCUGUGCACCGCCAUCCUGACGGCCAACGCGCCGUCCCUUCGGUCCGUCUGGAAGACACACAUCUCGGACACGGCGGAGACCAGCGGUAAAGGGAAACCGUCGCGGUACGAGCUGGGGACCGUGUCGCAGGUGCGGACGGGUCGCAAGCCCGGCAAGGGCAGCGUGAUCCUGGGGUCGCAGGGUGGCGAUCACGGCUCCGAGGAGGAACUGUGCAAGAAUGGUGAUAUCAUGGUCAGCACGCAGUUCAACGUGACGACCAGCGAUAACCAACCAGCGAGCCAGGCAAUUCCGAGCUCAUACUACCAUUUCUCUUCACAGCAUGCUGACUAG
Molecule: messenger RNA, 1029 nt
Organism: Rasamsonia emersonii CBS 393.64
Lineage: Eukaryota; Fungi; Ascomycota; Eurotiomycetes; Eurotiales; Trichocomaceae
Exons: 5
Coding region: 1-1029 (342 amino acids)
Source: RefSeq, a predicted model, not a curated record